Aspergillus aculeatinus CBS 121060 is the source of this 428-nucleotide messenger RNA. RefSeq lists its product as uncharacterized. Lineage: Eukaryota; Fungi; Ascomycota; Eurotiomycetes; Eurotiales; Aspergillaceae. The record is from RefSeq and is a predicted model, not a curated record. Bases 127 to 378 code for a protein of 83 amino acids. The transcript has a single exon.
GUUUGAGACCUGCAAUCGAGCAGGCAAUUGGAGAUCUGCAAUAGAUCGUAUGCAACCUCAAAGUAAAUGCAGCCUCUAAAUUCUGAUAUUUGAGUAUGCAAAUUGUCUGCGGCGCAGGUUUCUGCCAUGGUACACUUUCCCGGUGUAGCGCAAGUCGUGCUGGGUUCUAGAGGAUGGAUAAGUCCACUGCCUUUUACCCUCCCCCUCUCCCUCUCUUUAUCUCUUCAUCCACUACAUCCUUGUCUUAAGUGCUCCAACACUAUGCCGUCUCAGAUCGAUUCCACAUUUGCUACCCCGCCUCAUUCAUGGUCGACAUCGCCGAGAAAAGGAAUGAGAUCUCCGCAAACAGCGAACACAAAGGAAUCGUUACCGGAGUGAACACCGUAAUCCUUCCAUCCAUCUCUAUGCAGCAGGGCUCAAGAUCAAGG